AUGUUGUUCCCAACACCACGAACACCAUGUGCAAACGCCCAGCACAUGUCAGCAACUGCUGACGUGGCUCAGAUGAAUACAGACGAUGGACGAGAGCAGGAGAAGGCAUACAUCUUGAAGGGGCUCAGUAUUAUUAACACUUGGGCCCCUACCAUUUUUCUCCUCAUCCUCCUCGUAUCAGCCCUUGCAUCAUACCCUUACCCCGACCUCACCCUUGUUAUCCUCGUCAUCCUCGCAUUCCCUUUCGCUCUCUACCUGUCGCUUCAGCAGAGCCAGUACAUCUGGCCGGAUCCUUUCGCUGACGAAGCAUACCCAUGCUCCGUUCCACCACCUGACUGA
Molecule: messenger RNA, 339 nt
Organism: Suillus bovinus
Lineage: Eukaryota; Fungi; Basidiomycota; Agaricomycetes; Boletales; Suillaceae
Exons: 3
Coding region: 1-339 (112 amino acids)
Source: RefSeq, a predicted model, not a curated record